Molecule: messenger RNA, 3222 nt
Organism: Corylus avellana
Lineage: Eukaryota; Viridiplantae; Streptophyta; Magnoliopsida; Fagales; Betulaceae
Source: RefSeq, a predicted model, not a curated record
AAGAAAGCCGAGCGAGUGCGAAAGGCGAUCCCUAACUCACACACACUCAGACCCAAACCCAAAAAAAUUUUCAAAUUCGCCAAAAAUUUUUGCUCUACAUGGCCUUUCACGUCGGUUGCCCAAUUACAUGCCGGCGAAUCUGUUUCUGUUCGUUAGGGUUUCCGCGGGGGCUUCACAGCGGGAAGGGCAGGAAUGACUUUCUGCAGGAGGUUUCUAGGAUCGAGGCGUUUCUGAGAGACCCAUGGGGGGCGAGGGAGGAGGGGAAGGGGAAGCCCGGGAGAAAUGGCACCGUCCAGGUGCUGGUCCCCAGGGUCACGCCUUUGCCGCCGCCGCCGGAGGCUGCGGCGGCGGUCGCGGAGAAGGGGGUUGGUGGUGGCAGUGGAGGUGGAGGUGGAGGUGGAGGGAGUGUGGUGGACGAGGUUGCGGCGGCUGCGUCCGCGCAGAGCAAGCGUAUGGCGCUGCAGAAGAAGGCCGCUGCCGCGAUGGUCGCCGCCGAGGAUUAUGCUAGGCGGUUCGAGUCCGGAGACCUUGCUGUUGCCGCUGUGGAUGCCUCAGGAGCUCAUGUUGGAGAGGAGCAGGGUCAGUCCAAUGUGAAUGUAAUGUGCCGGUUGUGCUUUUUUGGUGAAAACGAAGGUAGUGAGAAAGCAAGAAGGAUGCUUCCAUGCAAGAAGUGUGGCAAGAAGUACCACAGGAGCUGCUUGAAAUCUUGGGCUCAACAUAGAGAUUUAUUCCACUGGAGUUCAUGGGUCUGCCCCUCUUGUCGGAUUUGUGAGGUUUGCCUAAAAACUGGAGACCCAAAUAAAUUUAUGUUCUGUAAAAGGUGUGAUGGCGCUCACCAUUGUUACUGCCAGCAGCCUUCUCACAAGAAUGUCAGUUCUGGACCUUAUCUGUGCCCAAAACAUACAAGGUGUCACAGCUGUGCCUCCACUGUCCCUGGAAAUGGCUCGAGUGUGAGGUGGUUUCUGGGUUACACUUGCUGUGAUGCAUGUGGAAGAUUGUUUGUAAAGGGGAAUUAUUGCCCUGUUUGUUUGAAGGUUUAUAGAGAUUCAGAAUCAACGCCAAUGGUUUGCUGUGAUGUUUGCCAGCGCUGGGUGCAUUGCCAGUGUGAUGGCAUCAGUGAUGACAAAUAUCUGCAGUUUCAAGUAGAUGGAAAUCUCCAGUAUAAAUGUCCCACAUGUCGUGGGGAGUGUUAUCAGGUAAAUGGUAUCGAGGAUGCUAUUCAAGAGCUUUGGAGAAGAAGAGAUGAAACUGAUCGAGAUUUGAUUGCUAGCUUGAGGGCUGCUGCAGGUUUGCCCACCCAAGAAGAAAUAUUUUCUAUUUCACCUUAUUCAGAUGAUGAAGACAGUGGUCCUACGAGAUUAAAGAAUGAAUUUGGGCGGUCCUUGAAGUUUUCUCUCAAAGGGUUAGUUGAGAAGUCACCAAAAAAGAGCAAGGAUUAUGCAAAGAAAUCUUCGAAUAAAAAGUAUGCCAAGAAAAAAGUAUAUGAGGCACCUUUGGUUGGUAAAACUGAAUCCCACGAGAGUUUUGAAGGACAUAAUGACGCCCAGUCUUUUGGAUACAGCUUGGAUGAUGACAAGAGUGAUGAUAAGCAGUUCCAAAGGAAGGAAGGAUCAGAAAAAUAUUCCCUUCCUGUGGCUGGAAGUAUGAAUCACACCGAUGGGAUUUGCUCAAUCAAUCAGCCAGGGGUUUUGAAACACAAAUUUGUUGAUGAGGUGAUGGUGAGUGAUGAAGAUAGGGCCUCUAGAGUUGUUCGGCUCAAGCCUCAUGGGUUGGAUACUGGAGAGGACUCUGGAAAACAAGCUAGCAAGUCAAAAAAUGUGAAAGGAAAGAAGUUAGUUAUCAAUCUAGGUGCACGAAAAAUAAAUGUAACUAACUCUCCUAGGUCUGAUGCUUCAAGCUGCCAAAGAGAGCAAGAUCUGAUGACAUCCAAUGGCAGUGUAAAUACAAGCCAGUGGAAAACGAGUGACAAACCUACAGUGGAUAGAUAUGCUGGCAAUGCUAAACUCGGUGAUGGUAAAGGAGACAGAACUGAUACCUUUGGCCAAUUGAAACUUUUGAAGGUUGGUGGGAAAGAAGGAAAUUUGCUAAAAUUAGGAAAAGUUAGACCAGAAGUUUCUGAUGUAAACCCCAAAUUUGGCAGAGGUAGUAGCGCUGAUGCACAUGAAACUAUUACUCAAGAGCAUACACGUAUUUCAUUGGGAAAGAGAAACAGUGAAGGAAACAUGGCUACAGAUGGGUCUUUAGGUGAAGUAAGAGGUAGCAAGGAAGUAUGGGGAAAGCUAUCAGAAAGCAAGCCUGAGAUGUACAAUGAAGGUCAUGACGAUUAUGGUCAGACACCUGGUUCACAAUCUCUGCCAAAAGAUUCCAAACCUUUGCUGAAGUUUAAAUUUAAGAAACCCACUCUUGAAAAUCAAAAUUCUCCUCAUCCUGAGGAGGAGAAGAGUUCUGUCAAGGGCCAAAGGUCAAAAAGAAGGAGACCAUCUCCCUUGGAGAAAACAUCAUUUAAUGAAGUUGAAGAUACGACGGUGUCACAUCAAGACAAUUUGAUGGAUGAGAUCAUGGAUGCUAAUUGGAUACUGAAAAAGUUGGGUAAAGACGCAAUUGGAAAGAGAGUUGAAGUUCAUCAGUCAUCUGACAAUUCGUGGCACAAAGGAGUGGUUACCAACAUAAUUGAAGGUACAACAUCAUUAGCUGUCACACUAGAUGAUGGUAAGGUGAAAACCUUGGAGCUUGGCAAACAAGGGGUUCGCUUCGUUCCUCAGAAGCAGAAGAGAUCGAGAACAUGAGGGCCGUGCUCUUUCUCGAUCAGUGUCUAUUUUGUCUGGAGGCUUUCUUCCAUUUUAAAGCUGAAGAGGCAGUUCUCCAUUCCCCAAGGCCUCAAGAAGUUCAGAGUUUUGUUCUUCUGGUUGCUUGUUGUACUGCUGAUGAUAUUCGUUCAGCUAGGGUUUAUUCUUCAAGCUAAAAAGUUCUCCCAUAUUUCAUUUCCUUACAUGAAUCUGAAUACACUUGAUUCUUAGAUGUAGCUUUGCUUAAGCUGCCACUUCUGUGUGGAACUCGGACAUGUAGGAGAGAGUCCAUUGUAACCAAGUAGGGGGACUGAAAACUGUUAGCUCCUGUUAGCGAGUACUUUUGUGAAUAACAUACUCCAUUUAUUAGCAUAAUUAAAAGGAUUGAAUUUAUCAAAGAUGCUAAUGAAUAAUGAUAUCUUCCUCUUCCUACUUA